AUGUUCACAUACAGCCUUACCAACAAAGGUUUAGGAAAUAAGGUUUUGGUCUGCCAUCGCAACCUUUUGUGUGGAGUUGGUGCUGGUUUGGCCAUCGAGGUUUCUCAUCGUCUGCAGGGUUUCCCAUCAUUUGGUGGUGGUGUUGGUGUUGUUUUGGUUGAUGGGGGGCUUACUAUAUCUCUUGCGAUUUCGAAUGCGGAGGCUGUCGAUGUUGUUGGUCUUGAUGAUCUUGAUGGCCUAAAAGCGACUCGCUUUCUCUUGGUGGGGUGGUUGCUGACGAUUAAAGACUAUCACAAGGAUUCCUUGGUGGGCACGAUGAAGCGUACUUGGCAUACAAAAGAGGAGUUCUCUUCUGUUACCUUAGAGGAUUCUAAACGUAUUCUAUUUUCUUUCAAGAGUGAUCUCGAUUGUAAAAGGGUGAUGAGGUUGGAUCACGUCGGGUCUGGGUGUGAAUUCAAAAAUUCGGGGGUUAUUGACAAAGAGCAAUGUUGUAGGUGGAAGACGUCAAUAAAGGACGUUUUUCAUAUUCGAGUUCCAAAUGGUUUGACAAGAAGAAUCUUGGGUUUCGGUGAGGAGUUGCAUAGUCAGAAACUGGCUUCAGGGAGUCAUGUUUCACCUGUAGGGACUGUUCAUUCGCACUAUGUGGCCUUCGCUGCUAAGAAGGAUAUCUCAUUAGGUUCAUAUGAUACCUUACAUAGAGUCUCUGAGGGGUCUCUCCCCAAGAAGAUAAGGAAGGAGAUUCUAGGGGCCCAAACUAAAGAUGUGGUGCCAGAUAACAUGCCAUAUGAAUGUACCAGUACUACGCACAACGUGAACUCCCUUCCCCCUAGUUGUCACGAAGGUUCUUCUUCAUUUGGAAAAAGGGGAUUCAAGAGGAUGAGGGGGGAACGUCCUCGAGGUUGUUAA
This is a messenger RNA of Prunus armeniaca (apricot), 906 nucleotides long. NCBI's taxonomy places the organism in Eukaryota, Viridiplantae, Streptophyta, Magnoliopsida, Rosales, Rosaceae. The record is from the annotation of a GenBank genome assembly.